Poecilia reticulata (guppy) is the source of this 4928-nucleotide messenger RNA. It is a transcript of the gene ptpn11b, whose product is annotated as protein tyrosine phosphatase non-receptor type 11b. Gene Ontology annotation, biological process: protein dephosphorylation; positive regulation of ERK1 and ERK2 cascade. Lineage: Eukaryota; Metazoa; Chordata; Actinopteri; Cyprinodontiformes; Poeciliidae. Gene Ontology annotation, molecular function: non-membrane spanning protein tyrosine phosphatase activity; receptor tyrosine kinase binding; cell adhesion molecule binding. The record is from RefSeq and is a predicted model, not a curated record. Gene Ontology annotation, cellular component: cytoplasm.
AUCACUUGCAGCUGAACGCCGAGGUCCUGCGGAGCUCCGUAUCCGCUUAUCGACUCAGCAGAGGUAGGACGGGAUCACUGGGGAUACUUGACAACUUUCAGAAUCUGCUAUGACAUCUCGCAGGUGGUUCCACCCCAACAUCACUGGAAUCGAGGCAGAGCAGGUCUUGUUGACUCGGGGAGUUCACGGCAGUUUCCUGGCCCGGCCCAGCAAGAGCAAUCCUGGGGAUUUUACUCUGUCUGUCAGGCGUAACAAUGAGGUGACCCACAUUAAGAUCCAGAACUCUGGGGACUACUAUGACCUGUACGGUGGCGAGAAGUUUGCCACGCUAGCCGAGCUGGUGCAGUAUUACACUGAACAGCAGGACCUGCUGCGCGAGAGGAACGGCCAUGUCAUUGAGCUGAAGUAUCCACUCAACUGCAAGGAUCCCACCUCUGAGAGGUGGUACCAUGGACACCUCUCUGGGAGAGAUGCAGAGAAACUCCUCACAGAAAAAGGCAAAGCCGGCAGCUUUCUGGUCCGGGAGAGUCAGAGUAAACCUGGAGACUUUGUCCUGUCGGUUCUCACCAACGAGGAGAAGCAUGACAACGUCGACCGCAAAACCAAAGUCACACAUGUUAUGAUUCGCUUCCAGGAAGGCAAGUAUGAUGUGGGAGGUGGUGAACGGUUUGACACGUUGGCCGAUCUGGUGGAUCACUACAAGAAGAACCCCAUGGUGGAAAAAAGUGGCAUUGUAGUACAUCUCAAACAGCCUUUUAACGCCACGAGGAUAAAUGCUGCCAACAUCGAGAACCGGGUACGAGAACUCAACAAAGUAGCAGACAACUCAGAGAAGCCAAAACAAGGAUUCUGGGAGGAGUUUGAGGUACUUCAGCAGCAAGAGUGCAAACUGCUGUAUCCCCGGAAAGAGGGCCAGAAGCCAGAAAACAAGAGUAAAAACAGAUACAAGAACAUCCUCCCCUUCGACACAACGCGAGUUGUGGUUAAAGACUCUGAAUCAGACGCUCCGGGUUCAGAUUACAUCAACGCUAACUAUAUCAGAAACGUGAGUGAAGAUGGGUGCCAUGUGGAGGAGAGUAAAGUCUUCAUUGCCACUCAGGGUUGCCUGCAGAACACGGUGAACGACUUCUGGAAGAUGGUGUAUCAGGAGAAUGCUCACGUCAUUGUCAUGACAACCAAGGAGAUGGAGCGGGGAAGGAACAAAUGCGUCCGGUACUGGCCGGACCUCAAUGGCACUAAAGAGUUUGGGAAAGUCCUGGUGAGGAAUGUGGAAGAGCAGCCGGCGCAGGACUACAUCCUGAGGAAGCUGGAGGUGACACGCCUGGACAGGAAGGAGCCUCUGCGGUACAUCUGGCACUACCAGUACCUGAGCUGGCCGGACCACGGCGUCCCCAACGAGCCCGGUGGCGUCCUCUGGUUCUUGGAGGAAGUCAACUGCACACAGAGCACUAUUAAGGAUACUGGACCCAUCAUUGUCCACUGCAGCGCGGGCAUCGGCAGAACCGGCACCAUCAUCGUCAUCGACAUCCUCAUCGACAUCAUCAACCGCCAAGGGCUGGACUGUGACAUCGAUAUCCCAAAGACCAUCCAGAUGGUCCGGCAGCAACGGUCCGGCAUGGUCCAGACUGAGGCACAGUACAAGUUCAUCUACAUGGCAGUGCAGCAGUACAUAGACACGGUCCAGAAGAGGCUGGAGGAGGAGCAGAGGAAUAAAAUGAAGGAGAGAGAAUAUUCAAACAUCAARUAUCCACAGAUGACCAACUCCAGGUCUAAGCACAACAUGGCGUCCUCCAGGUCGUCUUCAGUAAUGACAAAUGAUGAUUCUUCGAGCGUGUACGAGAAUAUAAACUUCAGAACCCCCCAGGCAUCGUUCAGUAGUAACACCAGGAGAUAAAAUGACCACUGUAGACCUGCUUCUCUCUUAUCUGCCUCCUGCUUCAGCAGCGGUGUUGCUGGCCAGAGUCUGUAAAAAUCCCUUUUCGGGCUGACAGGAAGUGAUGCGUUAACAGACCCCGGCCUCGGCCUGAAGGCGGCAAGCCGACUCCUCUCCUGCUGCCAUGCUGCUGACCUCUGACCCUGUGACCAGAGGACCCUAAACUCUGUCCCGUCAGAACCAGCUCCAGUGCCUUGUGACAGGACGUGUCUGUAGCCCCUCCUCCACCUGUUUCUCCUCGUUUUUUUCUUCCUCAUCCCUUCCAAGUCGAAGCUAACCCGCUAAGCUGUGUUUGCUGGAUGCGACAUCAGGCGGCGGGUCUGACCCGACGCGGCUCUGUGGGAUCUGAGCCAAGGUCAGAGCCCAGCUGUUCUUCCAGCCAUUUGAACUUUAAACCUUGCACUGUUUUCGUGAGGCGAGCUGCGGGGUUUACUAACGUGGCCGCUGAGUGACGGAAGGGUYCCAAGGCUCAGGAAGGGCACCAAGCCCCACCCUUCUUAUMGAUGUAGACUGUGGUGUGUAUGUGAAGUAUGUGGGAGGAGGACGAUGUGCUGYGAUCCGCUGCUGGAAGCACUGGUUCUGUUCCUGAGCACAGAGAGACGACUUCAGGAACAUCUCUGUCUCGUCUUCAUGUCGGAGCAGGUAUUCCUGCAAAUUAUCGCCRUGUUUGCUCUUCCCUUCAUUGCGUUACUGUUUAAUUGUGUGUGACAAUGAUUUAAAGGUCAUGUAUAAACUUUACUUUAGGGUCUUUCUAAAAGCAGAGCUUCAGUUCACAUGUUUCCUGACAUAAAUGGUGAAUGGUGAAUGGACAUUAUAAGCCACACCGUCCUCUGAUGGCUCAGCGUCUGUCAGGAUGGGAUUGACAAAAGGAGACGAGGAAACGGGCCGAUCGCAGUGGCCCAGAUGGUCAUCUGCCUGAGAUUAAAGAAUAGAUUUGUCUCUGAAAAGUAAUUUAGAAGACGACUGUAAUCCAGGUCUGAUGCCAGCCGGGCGAGUAAAGCGAUGUCAUUUACUGGGAUAAGUAGAGUGGUGCCGUAGAGCAACGAGCCCUCUGCUCUUUCCCGCAGAUUGUUGGAUAUUUUUAUCCUCCUGAAUCCAAAAUAACCCGGUCUGGUUCAAGGUGAGAGUAAAGUCCUCAUUUUCUUCAAGCUCCACAUUUUCUCAUGUUUCAACCAAAAACAUCACAGAGUUUUAUUUGGACUUAGCAGCAUGAAGGAAAAUCAUUCAUGGUUUAAAAGUGUUUAAAAGAGGAAAAAUCUGAAAAGUGUGGUGUGCACUUGUAUGAACCCACUUYACCCUGACACCCCUAAAUAAAAUUCCGUUUCUCUCAGAAGUUGGAUUCAGUCUGCUGGCGAUGACUGCAUCAUUUCUCUCUGUGUUGCUCAUUUGCAUAAGCAAACGUUGAACAUUAUAACAUUUUCAGCCUUAACUGGUUUAGCUCAUCCGUUUCAAAUCUUCAAGCAAAUAAAUUUCACACAUUAACGACUUUCACAGACAAAUGAGGUUUCAUGAAAAUGUAACUUACAGUUCCUGGAUGAACCAUUAGGUCUGAGAAAACGAUGAGCUUUCAGUAAAAAAAAAUCAGUGGAUCAUUACAAAAUGUAACAAAGUCGUCAAAGUUUGUCAUUUUUAGUGAAUACCUACAGGUUUUUUGUCCAAAGCGUUAGUAUUUGGGUUUGAUGGCGUCUUUAGAGGCCUGGUGUUUGUUGUCGUUGCCCAGUAGCUUCAGUGGAACAACUUUUWAAAAUUUCUCUUAAUGUCUUUAGGUUUGAUUUUGCAACUCUGCUCACUAGUUUCAUGUUGUUGUGUUUUUAUUAUUAUAUCAAAUUAUUAAUGUUCUUGAUGACUACUGCAGGCCAGACAUUUCAGAAUCGUAUUUGUGAAAAGAAAAAUUAAUAGAAAUGUCCUUAAAGUUUGAAGGAGUAUGAAUUAUUUGUUAGUUAAGUGUUGGGAUGCACCAGUCUGCCCCAGGCCUCUUAGUGCCCCUCUCCCAGUUGCCCCAGCUCAGGGUUUGAUCCCAGGGAUUAAAUCCUUCAUGUCAGGAUCGUCAUGAAAAUAUCCAACGUUUGGAAAAGUUUUCACCCUUCUGACCUCAGAUCCAAGGAGUUUAACACAAACUGAACUUCUGUCCAGCUGAUUGGCUCAAACACAGAGACGUGUCAGAGCGUGAUUCAUGGUGGAAAUAAUACUUUCAGCACUGCACUGAAAUGAUUAUGAUGUAGAAAAGUUUGAAUUUAACUCCAGCAGCCAUUUUGUUUCCCUCGUCUUAAAGUUUGAAGGUUUUUCAUAAUCUAACUACUGAAAUGCUGUUUAAUGAAGGAUUUGUGGUUAAUAGCUCUGGUACAGUGAUUGGAAGCUUCCUCUGCUCUGCACUGCCUGUUUCAAAUUCUGCACUGAUCCAUGUUCAUUAUAAUGUCAACAUCAAGAUGUUUCAAUGUGUUUCUCUUCCUGUGCAACCAGGAGAGGGAAUCUGUUUCCUGUUUUGUUUGCUGUGAGGACCUUUGCUCUGUUUCUCUGCGUUGGUGACCUCACAUUGUGUCUGAUUUGGUGAAACUUUAGUACUUGAAAGUGUGAACUGGUUUUUCUCAGGCUGUGUGGAAAUCCAUCAGACGUGUUUUUGUUUGUGCACUAUGCUGAUGAUGUGUUUUCCUUCASACUUGUUUUCUUUGAGUCAUCCUUGGAUUUCUGUGUCGUAUGGAGUUUUUAUUUUUCUCACCAUGUUUUGAUGAGUGAAUUCAGUCAGAAUCGGUGGAGGACUGCAGUCGUGACGCCGAGUUUUACUUCAGCUGGUCCUCUGACAUUUUACUUGAACUUGAUGUGAUUUUUGUUGGAUUCCCUGACGUUGUCCUCCAUGUUUCCUGUUCAUCUUGCACUGGCUCCGCCCACACGCCUUUUUGGGAGUUUUGGCUUCAACUGCUGACGUGAGGAGCUGCCGGAAACUGCCUCUUUAUGGUUUAAUAUCAUAUACAAUAAAACACUUUAUGAUGCCACAGUA